Molecule: messenger RNA, 1765 nt
Organism: Salvelinus namaycush (lake trout)
Lineage: Eukaryota; Metazoa; Chordata; Actinopteri; Salmoniformes; Salmonidae
Product: solute carrier family 13 member 2-like
Exons: 13
Coding region: 1-1755 (584 amino acids)
Biological process (GO): monoatomic anion transmembrane transport
Cellular component (GO): membrane
Molecular function (GO): transmembrane transporter activity
Source: RefSeq, a predicted model, not a curated record
AUGGUGGUGUGUCUGACUGGACUAUGGAGGUAUCGGAAUUACCUGAUCAUAUUCCUCAUCCCUCUGUUGAUUCUACCUUUACCCCUAAUAGUUGGGGGACCGGUAAGAGAGGCUAGUUGUGGCUUUGUAAUCAUCCUGAUGGCCCUGUACUGGUGUACAGAGUGUAUGCCUCUGGCUGUGACCGGUCUGCUGCCUGUCAUCCUCUUCCCUAUGAUGGGCAUCAUGGAGUCAAGCGAGGUGUGUAACCAGUACAUGAAGGACUCUAACAUGCUGUUCGUCGGAGGGCUGUUGGUGGCUAUAGCUGUGGAAUACUGGAACCUUCACAAACGCAUCGCCCUCAGAGUACUGCUCCUAGUAGGGGUGAGGCCUGCUCUUCUGAUGAUGGGCUUCAUGGGCACCACAGCCUUCCUGUCCAUGUGGAUCAGUAACACAGCCUCCACUGCCAUGAUGCUGCCCAUCGCUAACGCCGUGCUGAAGCAGCUGUGUGACACUGAGGCCCAGGCAGAGGAGAGGGAGAUGGACCUGAUGGCCAUCAGGGGGGCCGGGACUGGGACUGGGGUACCUAAGGGCCAGGAAAACCAAGCCUUUGAGAUGGGUGACAAGGAAAAAAGUAUUACCAUAGGUAGGAGGCUGAAGAGGGAGGCUAAGUACCUGAACCUGGAUAAAGGUAUGAGUCUCAGUGUGUGUUACGCUGCCAGCAUCGGAGGAACAGCCACCCUCACCGGCACCACCCCGAACCUCAUCCUCAAGGGACAGGUCGACGAGCUGUUCCCAGGAAAUGAAGACAUCAUCAACUUUGCCAGCUGGUUUGGUUUCUCCUUCCCCAACAUGGUUCUGAUGCUGAUCAUCUCCUGGCUGUGGCUGCAGUUUAUGUACCUGGGCUGCAACAUGAAGAAGUCGUUUGGCUGCGGGAUGAAUAAAGAUGGUGACAAGGAGGCGUACGGGGUGAUGAAGAAUGAGUAUAAGAAGCUGGGCAGUAUGUGCUUCGCUGAGGGCUGUGUUCUGGUGCUGUUUGUUCUGCUGGUCCUGCUCUGGUUCACCAGAGAACCAGGCUUCAUGCCCGGCUGGGCCACUGUGCUCUUCAACAAGGACAGACCGUACGUCACUGAUGGCACGGUGGUCAUCCUGAUGUCAACACUGUUCUUUAUGAUCCCAGCCCAGCUACCCAGAUGUGGCGGGUACUCUGAGGAUGAUUUGGACAGAGAUACUCCACUGAAGGCCCCUCCCACCCUGCUGAACUGGGACGUGGUCCAAGAGAAGAUGCCGUGGAACAUUCUCCUGCUACUGGGAGGAGGCUUCGCUCUGGCCCGGGGAAGCGAGGUGUCUGGUCUGUCUCAGUGGCUAGGAGAAAGUCUGGCCCCCCUGCAGUCCAUCCCUCCCUUUGCCAUUUCCUUCCGUCUGUGUCUACUCACCGCCACAUUCACUGAGUGCUCCAGUAAUGUAGCUACUACCACACUGUUCCUGCCUAUACUGGCCUCUAUGGCCAUAGCCAUUAAGCUCCACCCACUGUACGUCAUGCUGCCCUGCACCAUCUGUGCCUCGCUGGCCUUCAUGUUGCCGGUGGCCACGCCCCCUAAUGCCAUCGCCUUCUCUUAUGGCAACCUCAAAGUCAUGGACAUGGCGAAGGCUGGAUUCGUUCUGAACAUUGUUGGUGUCAUCACCAUCAACAUCGCACUGAACACCUGGGGAGCAGCCAUGUUCAAUCUCAACACCUUCCCUGACUGGGCCAAUGUUACCACCAUACACACUCCCUGAUCUGGAGACG